UCACAUGGUGUAAAAAAAAAACAUAUGAAAAGCAAUAGCAAAUGUUAAACAUUUUCUCUCAUUUCUCAGUGUUAUCUUUACCUGUGCGUGGGCAAAGACAUCUUUGGCUUUGGUUCUUUUGAUCUUCUCAGCAUGUAGCUUUAGAUGGAUAUAGCAGAAGUUGUAUUACAUUUUUUUGAGAUAGAUGGUGUAUAAAGAGGAUUAGCAGAGGUCAACAGAGGUUAGGCUCGAACACAGUAAUAUACUGUGAUUCUAUAAAAUGGAGGAUGACAAUGAGCUUGAGCUUAGCUUGGGUCUAUCUUGUGGUACAUCAGCCAAAUCCAAAGGCAAAGUUGGUAGCACUUCAGAUACUAGGACAGAAGAAGGCGAUAGAAGCAUCAAAAUUGUGGAUGACUUUAAAAACUUUUUUCAAGCUGGCUCUCAGAGGCAGGAUCCCGGUGUGGGUUCUCAAAGAAGUGAUUCAGUGAAACCUUCAGAAAACUUCUUUAAUGAUCUUUCCAAGGCCACCGGUGAUGCAGAAGCUUCUGUGAACUUGAAUGGUAGAGGUCUCUGGGGUACAAACAAUAACAGGUCUGCUGAAUUAGAUGAAGACAAACGCUCAGAAGCAGGUAGUAAACGUAAGAUGUUGUUUGAUGAGAUAAACAAUCCAAAAAAGCUUGAAAGAGAAGCUCAGCAUACUGAUUUACAUGAAAAGCCCAAGACAUCACAUAUCUCCAUAACUACAGAAGAUGGCUCCACUGCUGAAAAUGAAGAUGUGGCAGAGUCUGAAGUUGAGGGUUCGACCUCAAGGCUAAUUUCACUACGUGAUGAUGGGUCCAAGCGAUUUAUUGGAGUUAGUGGUUCUUCUGAGGUGCAUAAGGAGGUUAAGCUUGGAAACUUGACUUAUGGCAACCCAUUCCCGGUUCAAUCAGUAAAUGUCAUGAAUGUACCUUAUUCAUUACCUAUGAAGGACUCCAACCCUGUUGGAACACCCAGCUCAUCAGGCCAUACGCUAUCUGGCAUGAUACAGAUUAUGCCUACCGGAAAUAGUGAACGGUCUGCCACCCAGCCUGUGAAUCCUGGAAACUUGCCAGUUAUGUUUGGCUACUCAUCUGUCCAACUUCCAAUGUUGGAUAAGGAUAAUCCCUGGGGGAUGGUCUCUCACCCUUCACAGUUCCACCCUUCCUAUGCCGGCAGGGGUCCACCUAAUCCGGAUAAGCAUGGUGAUGGGUUGAAAAUAUCACAAGCUUCUGUGCAUACAAUUACACGCAAUUCCUCUGAGGCUGCCCAAUCCAGAACAUUUGAACGAGUCAAAGGAGAUGGUAAACAGCAUGCAACGGAGGAAGGCUCCUCUAGUCAGGCAGAGGAAGAUGUAAAAGGCAGCGGUAUGAAUCUCAGAGCAAAUACUGCAUCUGAUCGGUCAACAGCAGAAGGCUUAUCUAUAGAUUUUUCAGCCAUAAAGCUUGGUAUUGCUGCAGAUCUGAAAUUUGGGGGAUCUGGUUCUUAUCCACAGUUACCAUGGGUUUCAACCACAGGUACUGGUCCACAUGGUAGAACAAUUUCUGGUGUUACUUACAGAUUCAGUGCAAAUCAGAUAAAGAUUGUUUGUGCUUGCCAUGGUACCCACAUGUCUCCUGAAGAGUUUGUUCAGCAUGCCAGUGAAGAGUGCACUAAUCCAGAUAAUAACAAUGGUUUGGCAACAUUUCCAAGUACCAAUCCUGCUGCCUCUGCUCAGAGCUGAAGCUUAAAAGCCAUAACAUACAUUGACAUGCAAUCAAGUAUGACUUGCUAUGGCCUCAAAUACACUAGUGAGAGUCCUUGCUUUUCUCACUAAGUUUAGUUAUUUAUUUCCUUUCCGGUUGUAUUAGCUGCUGCAGUUAACUACUGCAGGUGUACGUUAUAAUUUCUAGCAUAAUUUAUUUGGCAAAUAGUAAUGUUAAGCAUUUUCCUUCUGUAGUAGCAGUUCCUCAACAAAAUCUUUUUUUGGUGGUUGUAUUUUAUUUGACAGCAGUUUAAGCUUCAGAUUCUGGCAUCUUCUUGUAGCAGAUAAGGAGAUUUCUCAACCACUUGGUAUAUACAGAUGUUUCAAUGUUUAUAUGAUACUUCUUUUGAAUGCAA
Molecule: messenger RNA, 2097 nt
Organism: Theobroma umbraticum
Lineage: Eukaryota; Viridiplantae; Streptophyta; Magnoliopsida; Malvales; Malvaceae
Gene: NINJA
Product: Putative interactor of JAZ
Biological process (GO): jasmonic acid mediated signaling pathway; negative regulation of DNA-templated transcription
Cellular component (GO): nucleus
Source: RefSeq, a predicted model, not a curated record